Messenger RNA from Rotaria sp. Silwood2, 882 nucleotides. The record is from the annotation of a GenBank genome assembly. NCBI's taxonomy places the organism in Eukaryota, Metazoa, Rotifera, Eurotatoria, Philodinida, Philodinidae.
AUGACAACUGGUUCUGUAUGCGACACCGAACGCUCUGGAAGAUAUUCAAGCUCUCGUUCACCAGAAAUUGUUGAUAUCGUUCGAGAAAUGUUUACUCAAAGUUCAGAGACUUCCAUUAGAAAGGCCUCGUUAGACACUGGUUUGACAUAUUACACAAUUCACUCUGUUCUUAAAAAAGAACUGAAUUAUCGUGCAUGGAAACCUCACUUAGUACAACAAAUUUUUCCAGAAGACUGUGAUAUUCGUAUGGAAUUCAGUGAAAUUAUGUUCGGCUGGAAAGACGACUGGCCCGAACUGUUUGACAACAUAUUGUGGUCUGAUGAGGCUAUUUUUCAUGUCGGAGGGUUUGUUAAUCGACACAACUGUCAUUAUUGGGGUGAUAAAGAUCCAGGUAUGAAGAUUGAGAAGAUGCAAUCACAACCGAAAAUCGUGGUAUGGUGUGGAUUUACCUCUACCAAAUUUAUUGGUCCAUAUGUGUUACAUGACACCAUGAAUGGUGAACGUUAUCUGAAGAUGCUAAAAAACUUGGUGUGGCCUGUAAUUAGUCAAUGGAGCAAUAUUGAUGAACUAAUAUUUAUGCAUGACGGUGCACCGCCUCACUAUGCUCGCACAGUUCGGAAUUGGCUAGACAAUAAUUUUCCUUUAAAAUGGAUAGAUCGAAGAGGACCAACAUCGUGGCCUCCAAGAAGUCCCGAUCUCACUCCGUGUGACUUCUUCCUUUGGGGCUGGGCAAAAAAUGAAGUGUAUAAAACCAAUCCAAAAACUUUAACAGCAUUGGAAGAACGAAUUCAUACUGUCCUCAACAACGUUCCUCAACAGUUUCUGAAGAAUUCAACGAACAACGUUCAAGUUCGAUUACAAAAAAGUAUCGACAACAAAUGA